GGGCAGGCGAUCAGUUAUUUUCCAUCAACAAACCCAGAGUGGGGGGGAGGGAGAGACGGCGACUCGAUGACGGCCUCCAGCCACCACCACCAGCCACGUCUGGCCGACAUCAUUAGCCACAAUUCCAUCCAUCCUUGUCCCUCCCUCCAAGCUUCAGUUGGAAGCGACGCCAACCUCCCAACCUCUCCUCCUCCUUUGGCCCCCAUGGGGACCAUCACUUUUGUUCUUCUACUCUUCCUUCACCCACCGCUUCAUAGUAAAAACCACCAACAACCGCUCCCUCUCUCUCUAGUACGCUCAGACCCCUCCUCUCCCCUCAUUUGACGGCCAUGUCGCGCGCUUUUCUCACUCUGAUCCUCACCUUGGGGGCGGCGAUCACGGCCGUUCAUUCUCAGGUGGACAGCUGCGGCUCGGAUCUCAGCACCUUCCUCCCCGCUCCUUUCAAUGCUUCCGAUCUCAAGUGCAAGCCCAUUUGGAACAGUUUCAUCCUCAGGUACUCCCAGAACCAAGAAAAUGUUUUGAGCAUUGUACUCUCUGCUGCAUAUACAUCUGGGUGGGUCGGUAUUGGAUUUUCAAAUGAUGGAAUGAUGGUUGGCUCGAGUGCAAUGGUGGGUUUUAUUGGUAAAGGAGGCAGAGCACAUAUCAAACAAUACUAUCUGCGUGGCCAGACUAGUUCAGAAGUCAUAGUAAAUGAGGGACAGUUGCUAACUACUGAUGUUGCACCUGCAGUUGUUCUCUAUGGGGUCAAUAUCUACUUAGCCUUUCAACUGAAAUUUUCAGCACCAGUUACUCAGCAAAAACUUUUAUUUGCUUUUUCAUCUGCAACGCCAAACAAUUACCAUCUUACAGAACAUGAUGAUAAGACAUCGGUUUCUUUCGAUUUUUCAGCAGCUACUUCUACGUAUCCAUACCAGCUGAAAAGGAAUCAUGGGGCACUAGUCAUAUUUGGCUGGGGUGUGCUGCUACCAAUAGGUGCCAUUAUUGCAAGAUAUUGUAGGCAAUGGGACCCACUUUGGUUUUACCUUCAUGUAAUCAUUCAGUUUGCGGGAUUUAUUUUUGGGCUUGCUGGUGUGGUGGCUGGAAUUUCACUUUACAAUAAACUGCAUUCAGAUGUCAAAAUACAUAGGGGCCUUGGCAUUUUUAUCCUCGUCCUAGGUAUUCUUCAGGUGAUUGCAUUUUUCCUGCGACCUGAUAGAGACUCCAAAAUACGCAAGUAUUGGAAUUGGUACCACCACUGGGUCGGAAGGCUUCUUCUCUUUUUCGCAGCAAUUAACAUUGCUUAUGGAAUUCAAGUUGGAGAUGCUGGGAAUAGCUGGAAGGUGGGCUAUGGAAUCAAUCUUUCUGUCCUCUUGAUGGCAGUUACUGUUCUUGAAACCAUGUUGUGGACAAAAUGGUCCAAGAACGCUGCUGCUCCUCCAACAUUUUAAAUGCAAGCGCAUAAGUUGAUGGUUUUGUAGUUACAGAGGUGAAGAGAUGGCUUUUCAGAUCUCAAGUGUUCUUAUUGAUGAGCUUGUUUUGUCACAUAUCCUUAUGAAGCUAUUUUUGGAUCUUGCUGUAUGCCUUGGUGGUCUUCUCUGUUCAUUCUUUUCCUGCAAGUGAUUGAAGCUGAGCUACCAUUGCUGCCAGUUGGGCAUGUCCUGUUCUAAUUCUUUGUGUAAACUCCACAUCCUAUCCUCUUGGAUUCUAGCUAUGUCAGCAGUUUAAGGAGCUAAAGAAGAUUUGUGUCUACUUGUUGACAUGAAAGAUUCUUCUUGUGCUGCAUUUACACAGGUAGUUGCAUGACAUCAAUACCGGAAAAGAUUCAUGGGGGAACAACCUCCUAAGGGUGUUUCUGGCCUAGUAUAUGUCUAAUUAGUUGCUUGAUUUGUGACCUUUGAGUAGCUGUGUGAAAGUGAAUGUGAAUGUUAAACGAGGUUUGCAAUCUUACAUGUUUGUAUUAUAUUGCUGCAAGAGUUGCAUUGUAAUUAAACUCAUUUGUCAGGAAUAAGAAGGCUGAGCACACGGUGAGCAUGGUGCGUUUUCCGAUAA
This is a messenger RNA of Elaeis guineensis (African oil palm), 2028 nucleotides long. RefSeq names its product cytochrome b561 and DOMON domain-containing protein At3g61750. Lineage: Eukaryota; Viridiplantae; Streptophyta; Magnoliopsida; Arecales; Arecaceae. The record is from RefSeq and is a predicted model, not a curated record.